CGAGAAUAGGUUUAGCGAGGGUUUAAGGCGGCCACUCUUCGUCACUUUGCCUCCUUCACAAAUCACAAAUCCUCAAAUGUUGUGAGAUUCUUUCAUCGCCACUCCUAGAUUCACCCCUUCGCAUCCAUCUUUCCAAACAACCAGAGACUUCUUUCAGAUCAUUAGUUCGAUCUAUCUCUCUGCAAAUUGUAUCAACCGUGUACAUAGUUAGAAACCCAUUAAUUUUUCUGCAAAUAAAUCACUCCACUCUAGCAUGUGGAGAAGCGUAUGUAACCGAGCUUCUGUCAAGAAGCUGAAAUCAUUCGCCGAUAAAUCUAAUUUUAGAGAUACCCACCUAUUCGAAAAACCUAGACAGCUAGAGCUUCACCCUUAUCGAAAUCCUUCGUAUGGAGAACGGGGUUUCCGGCGAAUAAACGUCUUGGGUGAUUCCGGUUUCACAAAUUUAGGGGUUUCUUUCAGUUUAUUACAUCGGUCUUAUAAGGGUUAUGCCAAUUCCGCCGCAGCUGAGGAGAUUGUUUCGACAGAAGAACAAGACAGCGAUGAAAUUCGUGAAAUGGUACACCAUUUGAAUAAAGAAAUCAAAGCGGUGGAAAUGAAAUCUAAUAGCUCCGAUCACAAAAAGCAGCCGAGGUUAGUCAACGGAAUUGGGCAAGGGAAGUACAUUGCACUCAGGAGACGACAGAUAAAGAUAGAGACAGAAGCAUGGGAGAACGCAGCAAAAGAGUAUCAGGAACUUUUAGUCGACAUGUGUGAACAGAAACUCGCUCCCAAUCUGCCUUAUGUGAAAUCCUUGUUUCUUGGUUGGUUUGAGCCAUUGAAGAAGGCCAUUGCUUCAGAACAGGAUUUAUGCAGGGAAGGUAGGAAUCGAGGAGCUUAUGCUCCACAAUUCGACCAGUUACCUGCUGAUAUGAUGACGAUAAUUACAAUGCACAAGUUAAUGGGUCUGUUGAUGACUGGCGGAGGUCAGGGUGGCGCUAGGGUGGUCCAGGCAGCUCUGCAUAUCGGUGAAGCUGUUGAACAUGAGGCGAGAAUACACACUCUUAGGCCUACAUCUGUACAACCUCCUGUUGACCAAUGUGAAGAUUGUCCUCCUGAUAUUAGUCCUGCAUUUGUAGACACUCUUAAAACUGUGGAAACUCCGAGAGGAAGCAGAAGAUAUGGAGUUAUUGAAUGUGAUCCUCUUGUUCGAAAAGGACUUGAGAAAAGUACAACUUUAACUGCUUUAGGGGAAAUGUUUGAAUCUGCAAGAAGUAUUAGGAAUUGGCUUGGUGAUUGUGCAAAGGAUAUAGUAGUGAAAAACAAUCCAGUACAAUGGACAACUUCUCUUGGACUUCCUGUUGUUCAACCAUACCACAAAUUAGGAAGACAUCUUGUGAUGGUGAAAAGACAAAGAACAACCUUUCCUCUUAACUUUGUCCACUCUCUUGAUGGGUCCCACAUGAUGAUGACAACUGUUGCUUGUAAAGAGGCUGGCUUAAGUUUUGCAGCCAUGAAAAACCCUAAUUCUACCCUCCUUAGAAGUAAAUGGAGUCCUAUUCCAAUACCCCAUAGAACUAUCCUUGAACCCAAAGGUCAAGAUCUUGAUUACAUCAACAUAGCUCACAGUCAUCUUCUUCACUCUGAUUGGGCUAAGCUAGAUAAAUUAUUAACCAAAUCUAAUUCAUUACGAGUGAAACACAUUUUGUUAAAGCUUCAAAACGACUACAUUAUUUCCCUAAAAUUCUUCAAAUGGAUUGAGCUUCACAACCCUAGUUUAGUCACCCUUGAAACAAAUUCCAUCAUCCUCCACAUCCUCACCAAGAAUCGUAAAUUUGUGUCAGCUGAAUCCAUUUUGAAGAAGAUCAUUGGUUCUUGUUCUUGUGAUGUAAACCUCCAUUCUAAGCUCUUCGAUGCUAUUCUUCACUCUUAUCAAAUGUGUGAUUCCACUCCUCGUGUUUUCGAUGCCCUUUUCAAAAUGUAUGCACAGAUGAAGCAGUUCAGGAAUGCAACAGAGACAUUUUGUCGUAUGAAGGAAUACGGAUUUCUUCCUACCAUUGAAUCAUGUAACCUGUAUAUGAGUUCACUGCUUAGUUUCAAUCGAGCAGACAUCGCGUUACCAUUUUACAACCAAAUGAGAAGAUCCAAAAUCACAAUCAAUGUGUUCACUCUCAACAUGGUGAUGAAUGCUUAUGUUCAAUUAGGGAAACUAGAGAAUGCAGUCCAAGUGUUCGAUGAAAUGCAAGGUAUGGGAAUGAACCCUUUUGUCUCCUCCUACAAUACAUUGAUCACUGCAUACAUCAACCAAGGCCUUUUAACAACCGCAAUUAAGUUGAAACUUACAAUGGAGAAGAAUGGAAUAAGCCCAAAUGCCAUAACUUACAACACAAUAAUCCAUGGAUUCUGUAAAGAAGGGAAACUACAUGAUGCUUUUAAAGUUUUCCUUGAAAUGAAAAGGGUAAAUGUGGAUCCUAAUACUAUAACUUACAACACAUUAAUCACUGCAUGUUCCCAAUCAGGCAAAAUCGAUAAGGGUAAUCAGAUUUUUGAAGAAAUGAUAAGAACUGGGGUCAAACCUGAUAUUUUGACUUAUAACGCAUUGUUGCUGGGACUUUGUAACGAAGGAAAAACCAAGAAAGCUGCUUAUUUGGUUAAAGAACUUGAUAAAAAGAAAUUAGUACCAAAUUCUUCAACAUUUUCUUCCCUAAUUAAAGCCCAAUGUGCUCGAAAGAACCCAGAUCGUGGUUUUCAACUUUAUAAAAGCAUGGUGAAAAGUAAUUGUCGUCCAAACGAAGAUACUGUUAAGAUGUUGAUUUUAUCAUUCGUACAAACGGAUGAUUAUGAUGGUGCUUUUGGUGUUUUUAAAGAGAUGUUAGAGAGGCCUAUUGGGCCUGAUUUGGUUGUUUUGAGUGGGUUGUGUAAAGGGUUUUCAAAAGCUUGGAAAGAUAGAUUGGUUAUGGAUCUAUUAAGCGAGGUUGAUAAUGUGUGUUUUAGUUAUGAACGAUAUGAGAAAGUUAAAAGCAUUAUUUGUAACUCUAAUAAUGAAGGUAAAGAACUUGAAGAAAAUGUGUAA
Lactuca saligna is the source of this 3049-nucleotide messenger RNA. NCBI's taxonomy places the organism in Eukaryota, Viridiplantae, Streptophyta, Magnoliopsida, Asterales, Asteraceae. The record is from the annotation of a GenBank genome assembly.